Messenger RNA from Owenia fusiformis, 2710 nucleotides. The record is from the annotation of a GenBank genome assembly. Lineage: Eukaryota; Metazoa; Annelida; Polychaeta; Sabellida; Oweniidae.
UUUAAGUACGGACUGAAGAAUCUAACUUUUCAAAUCUAAUUUAUCUUUUAGUUCGACAUUUAUAAAUUACAAUUAUAGCUCUGUAAAUUUAAUUUAUAAUAUAUAAUUAAUAAUCUCUCGGAAAAAUGUAUUUUUGAGCCAUUAGGUUGAAUAAUAUUGAUUCAGUAGGAGCAGAAAAAUGGCGCCACCCUUGAAAACAACAUUUUGAAUAUAUUCUACAUUGUUACCUUUCUUUCACACACUAUUCGAAAUGACCAACCUAUUUGUAUUGGGCUACAGAGACAAGCCUGCCUUGAAGGAACAUGUGACUCCUCAUAGGAUAGCCCUUGUCACACUGAUCCGAGAAUAUUGCGCUGUUAAGCAAAAAGCGAUCGAAUUGAAGAGUCAAGUGAUGACUUCAGAUGAGAUGGACAUGUGGGAAUACACAGAGAAAGAGAAGAGAGAUUUUAUGAUAACAACUUUAGAACUUUUACAGUGUCCAGAUAUGGAGUUGAAAUCCUUGAUGAACAAAGUACAGGAGAUAUCAAAACCCAAGAUGCUGGAAUAUUUCAUUCAUAGGUUGAUUCAUUUCCAGGAAGAAGGUAUUGGUGCUUUAAUGGACUACUUUCAGACCCUCCAAGAGAAUCUAUUUACAGAGUCAGAACCUCUGGUGAACAAAAGCAGUGUUUUAGGACUAUUCCUGAGAAGGAUGAUCCUGAUGUUUGACAAACUGUCAUUCAGCCAAGUCGGUGCACUCUACAAAGCCUACUUGAGGUAUUAUGAGGGCUGGCGACCAGAUUCCCACCAGGCCAGGCUGUCUAUCUCCCUCAACGAGGCUGACACUGAACUUGACAUAUCGAUGGACCUCGAGGAUGAAGAGAGUCAACAUGAAGAUAAAGACAUUGACAGAUCUCCUGGAGUGAUGUCUGAUGGAACAUUCUCCCAAAGGCAGGCAGAGUAUUUCAUAUCACAACAGGCAAUGCUACUUCAGCAUAAUGAAAGUGAAGCCUUAUCAGCAGGGGACCUUCAACAGAAGAUCAGAGAACUACUCAAAUCAAACUCAGAUCUCACAGAGGCACACUUUCUCAGCUAUUUGAACAAUCUAAGGGUUAAUGAAUACUGUGGCGCUAUAAACUCAUUGUACCAUUACUUUGAUCGCCAUCAACUGACCAAUCCAAAUGCAGGGUCAAAGGUUAAAGAGGAGGAUUAUGGGAGGUCAUUCAGAUAUGCUGCAUUAAACCUUGCUGCGCUUCACUACAGAUUCGGUCACAGGAAUGAAGCCAUGGCAGCUUUACACGAAGCAAUCAGAAUGGCCCAGGAGACCAAUGACAACAUCUGCCUCAUGCAUGCUAUGGGCUGGUUGCAUAUACUUGGGGAACCAGGCACAACUAACAGCGCAGAGAGGCCUGGUAGCCGUGGUGUCUCAGAAACAAACUUGCACUAUCUUGUGUCACUUGGGGUGCAGUUCUUUGCCAAACAUAAUGCCAUAUCUAAAGCUAAACCAUCCAGUAUUUUCGACUAUCUGAUGAAAAGUGAUAUUCUUAACUGCCAGCACUCCCAGGUAGACCUGAUGGCAAUAAGCUAUGCACAGAAAACAGCUUUAUGGCAUCUCUAUGGCAACAGGGAGAUGGCAUCACUAUGUAGUCAAUUGUUACUGAAUCUCAAUACCAUGGAAGCAGGCAUUUAUCACAAUGGAGAAGCUGGAUGCCUGGUACUCUGUAACCUAGCAACACACUUUGCAAGUCAGGGACAAUAUACAGAGAGUCAACACAUUCUACAAUGCUGUAAACAACGUUUCCCACAAAAAUCCCAGCAUGCAUCAGUGUGGAUGGAGUGUGAGCAGACGAUAUUGUUUGACAGAGCAAUGCAUCAUGGGAAGUAUAAAGAAGCUGAGCAAAUUGUACUUACUAUGACUGCGCUAAAUCAACAAGAGGCAAGCUAUAGAAAAGCUUUACUGAUGAAGGCCAAUGGUGAAACCACAAAAGCAUUUGAUUUGCUGACAAGCUUAAAAGAAAAUAGCAAUUCUCAAAAAGAGAGCUGUCAUCCGGAAUAUACAGUCAGGGUGCUGUUAGCUAUAGGGGAGCUCCACUGCCAAACAGAACAACCCAGCUUGGCCUUAGACUCAUUCCUGGCUGCCCUUACAAUCUGCAAUGAACACUAUUUCACAUACCUAGCUGCUAUGGUUACUGUAUACAUCGCAUAUGUACAGUUGCAACUAGGCAUGGCUCAACAUGGUGUUGAGUUAAUCGAAAGUGUGAUGGUCACCAUCCUAGCCCAGGGCUCCCUGUUGGACAGAUCUAGAACUAACAGACUCUAUGCUAAAUGUCUUGUGGCAGCAGCUGAAGGGAAGAACAUAGAGAAGAAAAAAUCAGCUCUGCUAACUGCUGUGAACAUGUUGAAUGGGGUGCUCAGUGGAUAUGAAGUUCUAGAAGCUCACUUCAGGGCUAAAGAAACAUUGCAUUUACAAGCAUGCCUCUACAAUGAAUUAGGGUACUUUACAGAGAGGAAUCAGUGUGCCUUAAAGUUUAAGAAACUUGACCAGCAAUGCCCAACAGUAUCUAGUCUGGACCUGUCAGUUGUGUGACACUAAAUUACACUACACUACAAUGUCGAGGCAUUAAGACUGAUCAAAUCAAGUAGUGUGAAACCUGUCAGCUGGCUGUGCAGUGAAUGCUAACUUGACAUUAUCAUGGAAUAAGAAAUGGUUAAAUACAUUGUAUGGCCUUUUCAG